Messenger RNA from Microcebus murinus (gray mouse lemur), 1485 nucleotides. RefSeq names its product aurora kinase B (gene AURKB). NCBI's taxonomy places the organism in Eukaryota, Metazoa, Chordata, Mammalia, Primates, Cheirogaleidae. Gene Ontology annotation, biological process: protein phosphorylation. The record is from RefSeq and is a predicted model, not a curated record. Gene Ontology annotation, molecular function: ATP binding; protein kinase activity.
AAAGGGAACGAGUACUAGAAAAACUUCCCCUAGCUGGACACCCAGCUCGCGCCGCCUCACAUUCGACCUCCUGUGUUGGGCUCACGGCUUACGUCACAGGAAAUCUAGCCAAUGAAAAUUGCGUAUGGUCGGCGCCCUCAGCCAAUGGGGUCGGAGCGGGAGAUUUGAAAGGUCCUCGGUGAAGGCACGGCUCCGGCGAGUCUGUCGUUUGCGGAGCUGGAAGAGUAGUUGUGCCUCGGGCUGCAGGCGAGCGGGCCUCCUUUCGCGGGCCUUGCGCCGGACAAGCUCUCUUCCCCCUUUCCCUCUAAGGAUGGCCCAGAAGGAGAACGCCUACCCCUGGCCCUACGGCCGGCAGACGGCUCCAUCUGGCCUGAGCACCCUGCCCCAGCGAGUCCUCCGGAAGGAUCCUGCUACCCCGUCUGCACUUGUCCUCAUGAGCCGCUCCAAUGUCCAGUCCACAGGUAAAGCUGCCCCUGGCCAGAAGGCGGUGGAGAAUAGCAGUGGGACACCCAACCUCUUAACGCGGACCUUCACAAUUAAUGACUUUGAGAUUGGGCGUCCUCUGGGCAAAGGCAAGUUUGGAAAUGUGUACUUGGCUCGAGAGAAGAAAAGCCAUUUCAUCGUGGCGCUCAAGGUCCUCUUUAAGUCUCAGAUAGAGAAGGAGGGUGUGGAGCACCAGCUGCGCAGGGAGAUCGAAAUCCAGGCCCACCUGCAGCAUCCCAACAUCCUGCGUCUGUACAACUACUUUUAUGAUCGGAAGAGGAUCUACUUGAUUCUGGAGUACGCCCCCAGAGGGGAGCUCUACAAGGAGCUACAGAAAAGCCGAACUUUUGAUGAGCAGCGAACAGCCACGAUCAUGGAAGAGUUGGCAGAUGCCCUGAUGUACUGCCACGGGAAGAAGGUGAUUCACAGAGAUAUAAAGCCAGAGAAUCUGCUCUUAGGGCUCAAGGGAGAGCUGAAGAUUGCUGACUUUGGCUGGUCUGUGCACGCCCCCUCCUUGAGGAGGAAGACAAUGUGUGGUACUCUGGACUACCUGCCCCCAGAGAUGAUUGAGGGGCGCACACACAACGAGAAGGUGGACCUGUGGUGCAUCGGAGUACUCUGCUACGAGCUGCUGGUGGGGAACCCGCCCUUUGAAAGUGCGUCACACAACGAGACCUACAGGCGCAUAGUCAAGGUGGACCUGAAGUUCCCCCCUUCUGUGCCCGAGGGAGCUCGGGACCUCAUCUCCAAGCUGCUUAGGCAUAACCCCUCAGAACGGCUGCCCCUGGCCCAGGUCUCAGCCCACCCUUGGGUCCGGGCCCACUCUCGGAGGGUGCUGCCUCCCUCUGCCCUUCAGUCUGUCCCCUGAUGGUCUCUGCCUUUCACAUGGUUGUGUCUGCGUUUGUAGGUCUAUGUAUGUGUAGGGGGAAGAAGGAGUCCCAGCCUUUUCCUUAUCUGUUUUCUACCUCCUUUUUGUUUAAUAAAGGCUGAAGCUUUUUAUAC